Molecule: messenger RNA, 3156 nt
Organism: Paramormyrops kingsleyae
Lineage: Eukaryota; Metazoa; Chordata; Actinopteri; Osteoglossiformes; Mormyridae
Source: RefSeq, a predicted model, not a curated record
CACGUGUGGAAUCCCUAUGGUACCAGCUGUUCCUAGUUUUUGUCUGAUUAAGUUUCUGUAUUUAAAUGCUUCCCUGUUAGUCUUUCCCCAGUCCUGUCAUUGACGUUUUGAUCACUAGUGUCUUUUCGUGCUCCUGAUUGUGUGAUUCUUCCAUUAAAUCCCGAGUCUGACCCUAACUUCUGCACUCUGGCACUUCUUUUCCCGCCAUGUUCUCAGCGUAUUGUAACAGUAACUAACUUCCACAUUUUCCUUGUCUGCUUAGCUUCAGAGUUUAUAUUUUUAUUUUGUCUACUUAUGUUUAGGUUUAGAGUCUAUUUUUUAUAGUGUAUUUAGUAUAGUGCUGUCCCAAACGAUUAUUCUUUAAACGAUUAAUCUAGCGAUUCCUUUUUUCGAUUAUUCAACUAAUCUAACAAUUCAUUUUUCGAUUGAUCUGAUGAUAAAUUUAAUGAUAAGCAAUUAUUUUCAAGUUAAUCAUUUAAUACAAUUCACCCCCUAGACCCCAACAAACAAAACUGAAAUUCUCAUUAACAUUUCAAUUUAUUAAAACAUUUCUUAAACAUUAGAGCAUUAUUAACAAAAAAGGCAAAUCUUAAGAGAGAUUCAAUUGGACUUCUAUGUUAAACGGAAGUUAAUAAUCACUGCAAUAGUUUUACUUAAUUAUUUCAGUACACCAAUUUGACUUUAAUGUUAAAAUAGAUGCUAAAACAUGGAAUGAUUUCAUAACUAAAGAAACAUGUUUUUAACAAACACUAGCAAAGGUAGCUUAUAGUUAAGCUUACUUCAGUGAGUAAGGAACGAUUUAGGCCACAGUGUGUAAGAGUAGUCGUAAACGAUAAUUUGUCUCACUCUUACAUGACAGAAUAAAUGAACCGAAAAUAUAAAACGGCUGAAACAGCGUCAUUAACGUCAGCUACAGUAAAGGUGCAGAAAAGGUGUCAUGACUGAAGUAUUCCCAAACUUUGAUAGACCGCGUGCGAGCAGUUUUUUGCCUCGUGUUUCACAGCAAAUUUCCCUUUUGCUGGUGUAGUAGGAGAUGUCUCAUUAAUAUUUAUAAGAGAAGUGCUACAUGAUUGGCCAGUGCAUGCCUUACAAAAUAGUGCGGCACUGCUGGCACGGGCGAUAUUAGACAAAACUAUAUCGGAAUUCAGUAUAUAACUGAUAUAGUUUUAACGGUGACAGCAGUGAAACAACUAGCCAGCUUAUUAGUGGAAUAACUUUGUACUGUAUUGUAAAUGAAAACCAUGACGCAGGUCCAAUAAAUAAAAUAUUGUGGCUCUUGAAUGGCGAAGAGAUAAUCAGGUAGACAGUAAAGUUCAUUUAUUAGCAGACUGUUUUAUUACGCGAUUCUUGAAAGGACAGCGUUAACGUGCUCCACAGGGGAUAAAGUAUACUUUCCCUUACAAUACGUUUAGCUAAUUAUCAUUUAGUCUAUUGCAGUUACAAAACAUUUACGUAGUUUUACAUAACGCAUUGGCACUAAAAUUCCACGUCGACGUAUUUUCAUAAUUAGUCGAUUAUGUCGAAUAAUCGUCCCAACCCUAAUAUAUUGUAUUUAUACAGUAUAUGCGAAUUCUAUGUGCCUUUUGUUCUGUGUACUAUGUAAAACUGAAGCCACGUCGUCCCUUCUCUCUGUAUAUGUGUAUAUAGCGGAAAUGACGAUAAAGUUCACUUUGUCUUUGACUUAACCAAAGUUGCCAACCCUGCUUUGUAACCGUGUUUAAAGUAGCUACUAGCUAACGUUAGACAUCUGCUUACAUCAGGACAAGGGAGGUGCAGUGAUACUUCUGUUGACUGAGCAAAUAUUUCAUUCGCUCAGGCAUUUAAGUGACACUGGAAUCUGCAUGGCAAUAGGGUCCACAACAACUAUGUUUAACCACUGUUUAAAUGAACUUAGAAAACAGAAAGACACGUAUAUUAACCUAAAAGAUAGAACCAUAAAUUUCCUAGAUUGAUAUUGAAUCGUACAAACUUUUAAAAACAAUCAAACAUUUUUUGGUAUAUUUGUACACCUCUACUAUUAAUACUGUGAUGUUACUCCUGGGGUCCAUCAGCUGGGUGAGUUAGUUCACUGUCUGUUUACUCUCUGUCUACUGUCCAUAAUGAUUUAUUUUUUCCAGACAGAUAGCAGAGUUAUUCACCAAGCAGAGACAGAGCACACCAACCUGAGAAAAGAGAGAGACCAACUACUGCUGAAUUACAGCCUCCAGACAGCAGAGAGAGACCAGCUGCUGCUGAAUUACAGCCUCCAGACAGCAGAGAGAGACCAGCUGCUGCUGAAUUACAGCCUGCAGACCAUAGAGAGAGACCAGCUACUGGUGAAUUACAGCCUGCAGACUGCAGUGAGAGAACAGCUACUGCUGAAUAAUAAAUUCUGUAACAAGAGUUACAUCUGUCCAUUGGGUUGGAGGAGAUUCAAAUGCAGCUGUUACUACAUUUCCACUGAGAAGAAGACCUGGAAUGACAGCCGACAGGCCUGUAUGCAGUCAGGAACCGACCUGGCGAUCAUCAGCAGCAGAGAGGAGCAGGACUUCAUGAACAGCAUUCCUGGAGAUUUCUGGAUUGGUCUCAGUGACAGAGAGAGAGAAGGAACCUGGAAAUGGGUGGAUGGAACAACAAUUCCUGUAGAUGAAGGAUACUGGCUGUCGAGCGUAAAGCAGCCUGAUGACUACAAUGGAAAUGAAGAUUGCGUGCACCAGAGGACCAGAAAUUUUGAUCCCGGGUGGAAUGACCUUCCAUGUAGUUAUACUCUGAAUUGGAUGUGUGAAUCCGUACCCUGGUGUUAUCCCACAUAUUAAUGAUCACUCACUGUUCACUAUAGACAGAGUCAAGGUGAAAUUAAGUUUCUCGCUUUUUUUGGCUUCAAAGUCUUUUCCAACUAAAACAAGAAAACAGCCAUUUUCUGCUUGUUUUUCUGCGGUUGAGAGAUUGUUGCUCUUUUUUCUUUUUAUUUCCUAUAAUACUCAAAUGCUUUUUAUAUACCAUGUGCAAUUCACACAGCUACUAGUCAUAUUAGCAUAUUAGGAAUCCUCCAUUCAUUCUGCUGAAACUGCAGGUUAUUGUGAAAUUUCAUUUACGAUUAAGUUCAAAGACCUGCUCAGUUAAUAUAUAGUUCUGAAAUAAAAAUGCCUGAUACCUUCUCUGCUUCAUCUGUCUUUC